Messenger RNA from Penicillium hordei, 1476 nucleotides. RefSeq lists its product as uncharacterized. NCBI's taxonomy places the organism in Eukaryota, Fungi, Ascomycota, Eurotiomycetes, Eurotiales, Aspergillaceae. The transcript has 5 exons. The record is from RefSeq and is a predicted model, not a curated record. The coding region runs from base 1 to 1476 and encodes 491 amino acids.
AUGUCGAAACAGCUGCCCUUCAGCGCCGAGGUCAAGCCCCGUAAUCGCUUCUCGGCUCGCAGUCUGGCAUUAAUUAUAGCCAGUGCUGGCCUGUUAGCCACGAGUUACAAUUUUUCUCGUCAUUCAUGGUCGCUCGGGGACCAAAAGCACUUCGCGGCGGAUCAAAGUGUAUGGAAUGACGCGGACAACCCCGCCCGCGUGAAAACCUUCCAACAAUGUGCAAUCAACAAUCUUCUCGAGACGGGGCUUCCAUUCAUGGAAAGUGUCGCGCCCAUCGCAGUUGCGGACUUUGAAGAGCGACGGGAUCGAUUGGCGCAAGCGCUGGUCGCCGAGGGAGCUGAUGCAUUUGUGGUGGAACCAGGAUAUACGUUCAAGUACUAUGGCAACGUGAGCCAGCCCGAGUGGGAAGUGUGGGAGCCGGAAGAGCGUCCUUUCUUGAUGGUAAUACACCCAUUUCACGAUCAAGCCACAGGCAAUGUCAAGGCCAACACCACUUUUCUCUGUCCAUCGUUCGAGGCUGAACGCGCCCGUCUACUUGGGAUGCCCUUUUCCAAGGAAAUCUCAAUCGUUCCGUGGGAGGAGCAUUGGAAUCCGUACACUACUCUCUGGCAAUCGGACGUGUUCAUGGGUCUCCGUCAACCCGCACGUCUGAUGGUGGACGAAGAAAUGCGGGACUUCAUCCAACGCGGACUUGGAUCUGCAGGAUUCGAGGUAGUCGGUCUACAGGGUCAGGUUGAGGAAGUUCGACAGAUCAAAACUGCUAGGGAGGUUGACAUUUUGCGCGCGGUCAAUACCGGAACUGUUGAGGCGGUGCGACAGAUGAGAAAAUGCCUCUACCCAGGAUUGACCGAGAAUGAAAUAGCUGCUGCCCUCGAUGACGCCCUUCGAGCUGCUGGGUUGGAUCCCUUCUUUGACAUCGUGCUUUUUGAUGAGAAUGCAUCCAACCCGCAUGGUGGAACUAAUGGGUCUAAGGUUUUGGAAGCCGAGACCUUCGUGUUGAUCGAUGUUGGUGCACAUCUCUAUGGAUACUCGUCGGAUAUUUGUCGCACUUUCUUCCCGCCGUUCUUGCAGAAGCCUUCCAAAGACGAUGUGCUUUUACCGCGCAUGAGUGAGAAGCUGAAGGUUUGGGACAUCGUUUUCGAGGCGCAAACUCGCUCAAUUGAUCAAAUGCGUGAGAACAUGACCGCAGCCAGUGUAGAUAUUGCUGCCCGCGACGUGAUCAGUCAUGCUGGGUAUGCAGAAGCCUUUACGCAUCGCGUGGGGCAUGGUAUUGGGAUCAAAGCCCACGAAAGCCCAUAUAUGAACCAGGGAAAUACAGCGAGCUUAUUAAAAACCGGCAUGACUUUCACUUCGGAGCCCGGAAUCUAUCUAGUGGAUGAAUUCGGGGUGAGACAUGAAGAUGUGCUUCUCGUUCAAGGAGACGGAAAGCCCCAGCUUUUGACAGGAAGCCGAGCCCAAGGCCCUUGGGAGCCUUGA